AUGGCCCAAGGGGGGGCUGGCGACCUAGGGUUAGGUGCAGAGCUCCCUCAUGGCGGCGAGAUCCAGACGGGGCCCGGCCGCCGCCGGCGCAUGUCCUCCGUCGACGCCGCGGGUCCCCUGUGGCGCUACUCGGCGGAUCCCUGGUAUAGCUCUCAAACCUGGUACUGGGUGUGCUGGGUGCUGGUGCACAAGGUGGGCCUAGGGAGCAAAGGCGCAGCGCUGGCCAGCGCCGUCUCCUACUCCACGAACCUGGCCAUACUGUGCCUAUACACGAGGCUGUCCGGUGCCUGCAGGAGGACGUGGACUGGGUUCUCCAUGGAGGCCUUCGCCUUCAAGGAGUUGCGCCAGUUCGCGGAGCUCGCCGUCCCCUCAGCAAUGAUGGUUUGCUUGGAAUGGUGGUCGUUUGAACUGCUUGUGCUACUGUCUGGCCUUUUGCCCAAUCCUAAGCUUGAAACCUCUGUAUUGUCGAUAUGUCUUAACACCGGCACUCUCAUGUUCACCGUGCCGUCCGGUCUCUGUGCAGCCAUAAGCACACGCGUUUCCAAUGAACUUGGUGCCGGUAGGCCUCAGGUAGCGAGGCUGGCAACCAUAGUUGUCAUAUGCAUGGCCCUGUUUGCAGGCUCAGUGAUCUCCAUCACAAUGAUUUUGCUACGCAAGUCUUGGGGUUACAUGUACAGCAUUGAGGAGGAAGUCGUGACUUAUAUUGCCAGGGUGAUACCUGUCCUCGGGGUUUCUUCCUUCAUAGAUGGAAUUGACACUUCCCUUUCAGUGAGAGCUCCAUGGAUGUUAAUUUUAGCUGAAAUUUUGCAAGAAUGUGGAACACUUGAUAAGUUUACAUCUGAAUAG
Molecule: messenger RNA, 846 nt
Organism: Hordeum vulgare subsp. vulgare (domesticated barley)
Lineage: Eukaryota; Viridiplantae; Streptophyta; Magnoliopsida; Poales; Poaceae
Product: protein DETOXIFICATION 16-like
Exons: 7
Coding region: 1-846 (281 amino acids)
Biological process (GO): transmembrane transport
Cellular component (GO): membrane
Molecular function (GO): antiporter activity; xenobiotic transmembrane transporter activity
Source: RefSeq, a predicted model, not a curated record